CCCCCGCCUUUGGCUGUCGGGCCCCGGCUCUCCUUUCUGCCGGUAUCGCGCUCCUGCUUCCCGGAGGCGUCAUGAGGUCCCCGAUUCGGGGCCUGGCCUCGAGCGAUGGCGAGGAGGGUUCAGAUAGGACGCCCCUCUUGCAGAGCACUCCGCGGGUGGAAGCCGCUCCAGUGUGCUGCUCUGCUCGCUACAACUUAGCACUUUUGGCUUUUUUCGGUUUCUUCGUUCUCUAUGCAUUACGUGUGAAUCUGAGUGUUGCCUUAGUGGAUAUGGUAGAUUCAAAUACAACUUUAGCAGAUAACAGAACCUCUAAGGAGUGUGCAGAGCAUUCUGCUCCCAUAAAAGUUCAUCAUAAUCAAACGGGUAAAAAGUACCAGUGGGAUGCGGAAACUCAAGGAUGGAUUCUCGGUUCUUUUUUUUAUGGCUACAUCAUCACCCAGAUUCCUGGAGGAUAUAUUGCCAGUAAAGUGGGGGGGAAACUGCUGCUAGGAUUUGGGAUCCUUGGCACUGCUGUCUUUACCCUGUUCACCCCCAUUGCUGCAGAUUUGGGAGUUGGAGCCCUCAUUGUACUCAGGGCACUAGAAGGAUUGGGAGAGGGUGUUACAUUUCCAGCUAUGCAUGCCAUGUGGUCUUCUUGGGCUCCCCCUCUUGAAAGAAGCAAGCUUCUUAGCAUUUCAUAUGCAGGAGCACAGCUUGGGACAGUAAUUUCUCUUCCUCUUUCUGGAAUAAUUUGUUUCUAUAUGAAUUGGACUUAUGUCUUCUACCUUUUUGGUAUAGUUGGCAUCGUUUGGUUUAUUUUAUGGAUCUUUUUCGUUAGCGAAACGCCAGAAACUCACAAGACCAUCUCCCGCCAUGAAAAAGAAUAUAUUCUUUCAUCAUUAAAAAAUCAGCUUUCUUCACAGAAGUCAGUGCCAUGGACAUCCAUGCUAAGAUCAUCGCCUCUUUGGGCUAUUGUAGUUGCACAUUUUUCUUACAAUUGGACCUUUUAUACUUUAUUGACGUUAUUGCCUACUUACAUGAAGGAGAUCCUAAGGUUCAAUGUUCAAGAGAAUGGGCUACUCUCUGCACUGCCUUAUUUUGGCUGUUGGUUAUGUAUGAUCCUGUCUGGUCAAGCUGCUGACAAUUUAAGGGCAAAAUGGAAUUUUUCAACAAUAUGUGUCAGAAGAGUUUUUAGCCUGAUAGGAAUGAUUGGACCUGCGAUAUUCCUGGUAGCCGCUGGAUUUAUAGGUUGUGAUUAUUCAUUGGCUGUUGCAUUCCUAACCAUAUCAACAACACUGGGAGGCUUUUGCUCUUCUGGAUUUAGCAUCAACCAUCUGGAUAUUGCUCCUUCGUAUGCUGGCAUCCUGCUGGGCAUCACAAAUACAUUUGCCACUAUUCCAGGAAUGGUUGGGCCUGUCAUUGCUAAAAGUCUGACCCCUGAUAACACUAUUAGAGAAUGGCAAACAGUUUUCUACAUCGCUGCUGCUAUCAAUGUGUUUGGUGCCAUUUUCUUCUCACUAUUUGCCAAAGGUGAAGUGCAAAACUGGGCUCUCGACGAUCAACAUGGGCACAGAAACUGAAGGAACCAAUAAAUAAUCCUGUCUCUAUUGAAGUAUUUUUGUUUAUCAUGUAACCUAAAAGUGCCUUUGAUAUUUUAAAUGUGUAUGCAGUCUAUAUAAGAAAAAACUGGAUGAAAUUUUUAAGGCUUGUAAUCAUGAAAUGUCACGAGUUGCCAGAUUAGUAAAAUUCACUAUUUUUAAUCAUUAAUAAUCAUUAAUAACAUGUAUCCUGUAACUUACACUUGAGGGUCAUAUAUCUGGCUGUAAAUCAGGCAACAUAAAGUAGGGAAGUUCUAUUGAUUUUUAAGGGGCAUCCUUGAAGGAAUGAGUUGAAUGGACCCCUCUAUACCUUUGCUUAAUUAAACUACAUAAUAAUUCUCAGGUCUUGGUAAACACUUGUUUUUUACUACUUUCCUCAUAUAAAUUAUUUUUUGACCACAGCCCCUGACACUUAGGUCUCAAACGAUAGCAUCUCCACAGAGCUGCCAGCCACGGUAUAAUUUGGCUUGGCAACCACACGAAGGGAAGCAUGCCCAGGCAGCUGCCAAGCAUUCCCUCCCUGACUCCAGGGACGAUGCCCAGCAUUUAUCAGAGGCGGCAUCCAAGGCCAGGGUCAGUGCCAAGUCUUCAGAUGGUGUUCUCCCCCUAGGCGUUGUUAAUGAGAAAGAUUCGAGCAGGCCCCAGGGCAGCAAGAGGCACCUCUGCGGUCUCCAUACAAAUCCUCACACUUUCCCUCACCACCGCCCCCAAACUGGAACACUGAUUGGCAUGUAACCUUCAAGAGAGUGGUGUGAUGCCCAAUUAGCCACAAAUAAAAUCAUCCUUUAUUAAAACUACUUUCACAUGGAUUAGAACAUAAAUUUCCAACUCUCUGUGUUCUCUGGGCUUCGCCAGAAUAAGUAAAAAAAUUUUCUUAAAACUCACAUUUUUUUUUUCCAUUUGUCUACAUGUUACCUUCUGGUUUCAGUUGAAAAUUGAAGUGACUUUUAUUUGGGCCCAUCACCUACAACCAGUAGUGGAAUCGUCCUUACUUCCAGUUGCUAAAAUCCUAUAUUCCAGUGUUUCCUCCGAACCACCUUCCAGCGGCUCUUGAGCAUGCUUGGAGGGCAUUUAUGUGAUUUAGAACUUGAUUUAUGUUUUGCUAUGUUUGUUUAACACUACCUGUAACAUUUUAAGUAAAACUGAUUCAUGUAAUAUGAUGUGGAUAUAUUUCUGUAAAUUUAUUUUUUAAAUCUGUAAAUAGCUUUACAUUGCUAUGGUGAUAUUUCUUUUAUAAAUCAUCACAAUAAACAUUUUUGGAUUGGUUUUUGGAUCUGA
Neogale vison (American mink) is the source of this 2855-nucleotide messenger RNA. It is a transcript of the gene SLC17A5, whose product is annotated as solute carrier family 17 member 5. The coding region runs from base 72 to 1559 and encodes 495 amino acids. The record is from RefSeq and is a predicted model, not a curated record. The transcript has 11 exons. Gene Ontology annotation, biological process: transmembrane transport; monoatomic anion transport. NCBI's taxonomy places the organism in Eukaryota, Metazoa, Chordata, Mammalia, Carnivora, Mustelidae. Gene Ontology annotation, molecular function: transmembrane transporter activity.